UCUAACCUCACAAAACCCGAAACCUGUCAAUUUACGAGUUUCAUAAUGUUAAUUUUUACGAUGUAAUUGUUUCCUCGCGAGUAAUUCGAGAACAACAGCAAUAUCAAAAAUGGAUUGGGUGAUAUCGGACGAAUUAUCUUUGACGGUCGGCCACGUAGUGGGAUGGGUGAGUGCGGCAGCCAUGAUAAUCGGGGGCGUAAUCCCGUAUAUACCGCAAUAUCGUCAGAUAAAGAGAACGAAAGACGCCGACGGAUUCUCGUUGUUGGUAUGCUUGGCCUUGCUGGUAGCGAACACGCUGCGAAUAAUUUUCUGGUUUGGCAGGCACUUCGAAUACCCGCUUCUAGUCCAAAGUCUCAUUAUGAACGUCACGAUGUUUGUCAUGGUUCAUUUGUGCGUCACGAUCAGAAACAGGAAACAAUUGAUCCAGGCACGGAAGAGAAUUUUUACCGAUUUCGAUGCGAAACAUUUCUGGAACUGGUCCGACUUCCAGUCCUACCUCGAUUGUAUGUUGUUGUUCACGAUCGCUUCCUCGUUGCUGAUGUACCUAUUCAUAGACUACAUGGUUUUUGUGGAAAUCGUGGGGUUCCUCGCCGUGUUCACGGAGGCGAUGCUCGGCGCUCCUCAGCUCGUAAAAAAUUAUCGAAAUAAGUCGACGGAAGGCAUGAGCAUAAGCAUGGUCGUUUUGUGGACGUGCGGCGACAUUUUCAAGACGUCGUACUUCCUGUUGAGGGACGCUCCCGUACAGUUCUGGGUGUGCGGAUCCCUCCAGGUCACCAUCGACCUGUUGAUCCUCUUGCAAGUCUACAUUUACAAGACCAAUUCCGAUCCGAACCGCACCGGGGCCCAUAGGAUCGAUUGAGUGGUCAUUGUGUGGAAGCGGGACGCGGAAGAAGCCCCGAAAAGUGACGCGACGAAUGAAAAUUGUGAUACGAUCAAAGACGCCCAAUCGGACGGGUUCUCUCUGAGCAACGGCAAUUGUUACGAUCAAUCGUUGAAGGGUUUCAGUGAUACUAGUGAUAAUUUCGUCAAGGACGAACGCGAUUUCGUGGUGAACGCCGAGAUUCACAACGACGGGGUGACGACGUCGAGCGACGACUCCACCACCGACAGUAUUAACAAAGUCGUCUACAACGUAGAUUAUCUGUAUAAAAAUAUGAACGGGGGCUGUCUCACCGACACGAUGUUAAGUAGCGACAAAAAGAAUCUCACUUACAACGUUAACUACAAGAAGCCGGCGAAGGUGCGCAUGCUGAUUCACCGGCAUACCUUAUGACAUGUGCCCUUGACGGAAGCUGUUUUUGCGAUAUGGUAAUCGGAAAUGUGGACGUUUUUUUCGGGUCGAUCAGACGUCGUUAGUUGUGACGUCAUAAUUUGUGGUUAGGUUUUCACCAUAUCCAAUAUCUAUCAUUUCGCAUUCGUGCCUAUCCGAGCAUUUUAGAAGUGUUUUUAAAUUGACAACAGUGGUACGCCCAUUUUUCAUUAGUUGCGGUAAUUUAAAGUAACCUUCCAAUUACUAUUUUUGAUUUUAAUGGGUAUGCGGAGGGCUAGAGGCCUAUUGUUUAGUAAAGGGUACGUUGACGUCAUUGUUGUGUUUCUUCAUGUUUGCAAAUCACAGGCCAUUCCUCGACAGUAACUUCUGAAAAUUGUUGCCUUGCAAGAUGUUUCACAUAUUGCACAUAUAUAAUCCCUUUUUUACAUGCAUGUUUGGAUUUUCGAGGCAAUAACUGUUUCUCCGCCCAUGUCAUAAAAUUUUUAUUGUUCACUUCAUCGUGAUAUCCCCCAUUGCCAAAUUUAUUGAAAUAUUAACAUUUUUUAAAUAUUUUUUCAACCUAUUCAACGUCGACUGAGGGUUAUCAAAGUAUGUACCUAUUUUUUUUACAUAUAUCCUAAUAACCCCCUAUUAGUUGGGUAGCUUUAUUCUAAGUAUGGGCCCACAUUAUGGUAAAUAAAAUUUUAUAAUAGAGAUGGAAUAUUCCUUGAACCACGUGAAAAUACAUUGUUAUUGUUAUUUACUGGAACCAGUAUCAGACCAAAUUUGCGAUUUUAAUAAUUUUUCGUUAGUGUUGGCAAUUUUUUCCAGCUUUCUGCUAAAUAUUUAAAAAAAGGUAUAUUUUUCUUACCUGAUCGAAAAACCCACAAUCCACUAGUUGUAAAUACAUUUUCGCCACGUCUCUUCGAUGUCAUCAAAGCAUGCUUCUUGGGAUGUAGAUGCUUGUGACUCAAUUUCAAGCUAGAUCACCUUUAUUACAAACAGAGACUGCUUUUUCUAAAGAUGUAAAUUCAUACUUCCACAAAAUGAAAGUUACGCAAGCUGCAGGACUCGGUUCCACCGUUCUUAUACAAUUAUGUAACAAAGUCAAUUUAAAAACACAAAAUAAAUGUUUAUAUCCGGUUUUUGGGUUUUGUGCAUUUGCUUCUAUAUCUGGAUCUUUUGGAAAUCGAUAAAACAAGCACAAAACAUUAUUUUAUAACUUGAUAAAAUCCGAAUAUAUUAGAUAACUGUUUACUAAAAUUAUAUACGCUUAUUAUUUUCUAGUUUGCGUUAAACUGAAUAUGUUUUAACGCAGAAGUUCGGCGUUUUUAAAGUAUACCGCGAUAAGAAAACAUUAAUUAUACGUAAAACACCGUUUGUUUAGCAACAGCGCCUAACCUAACCCCAAAUUACAUCGUUAGCACUCGUGACGCGUGUCGAAAGACGUGUACCGGUUUUUCUACCUCACGCAUUGAGAGUUCGAGCCGCGUUUUCGUUUAAAAACUAUCGAAAACUACAGGUGUCGGAAGUACUCGCCUCAAUAAUGUCACUUUCAUGCGUAAUUCUUCACGCGACGAAAGAUUUAUUUGAACAUUUUCAAUAUAAAACCGAAACGCCAAAAGUCGUCAGGUGGCGCUGCGGCGUUUCUGCCAUGACCACGAGCGCGUGAACGCGAUAACUAACCAAUAUAAUAUAGUUGUCUAUGAACGUGAUCUCGGUCAAGCGAUCCAGUGUGAAGUAAUAUUUUUAGGCCCGAAUUUUCGAGAAUACAUAUCCUUCGUCUUGUUCCCUUGUCGUUAGAUCGUCGAUGACUAAUUUCCGUUUCACUUCGUGACGUUUAUAGCGCCUGGCGGUCGAUAAACCACCGUGAAAGUUAAUAGUUAUAGUGCCUUAACACGGAUUCGGGACUGAAGUAAAUAAAUUAGUAAAAUAUUUUGGCAUAUUAAAUUUCCGUGGUAUAUAGACCAAACAACCGAACCAAAAACCCUUGCCGUAACAAAUCUGACGAACUGUAUCCGCAGACGCAGCUUCUUAGUAAAACUGAGGGGCACUUGCAACUUCCACAUUGAGUUACCAAUGAACAAAAUUCGCUUCCGCGCUCUCUUCCCCCGCGUCCUAUCACAGAGCGUUCCGAGUCUUUUGGCAAAAAAUUUCCAGAUUUAUAGUUACCAGCCGAAAGGAAAGACUUGUUUCUCGUAGCGCUUUAGAUUAUACUUUUGAUGAUCAAAUUGCUUCUCUCGAAAGGUGCGAAUAAUUUUAACUGUGACUACUCAUACCUGGUAGCUUUAGUAUUAGCAUUUAGAUAAUAGAAUUAUUGUGGGAUAUUCCAAUACGAUCUUUUCGCAUCUCUGUGAUUGACGGAGACGAUACGGUGUGGUGAGAGCUUGCAGUGAGAAAUACCUAGGCUAGAUUUGUCGUACUCAAACGUUCAGAGAAUAGAAUGUAAUGUGAUAAUUUUUAUUAGCUGCUUAGCUGGCGAGGCAUCGCACCAUGUGAACAUUGGUUACCUUUAUGCAAGGUAAUAUGAAUUAAUAGUAAAUUAUUGGCAUUUUCUGGACCAUUCGCGUAAGUAAUUAAUAACGUACUUACGGAAUUAUUUUCUAUAUAAACAUUUCGGGAAAUGUCCUAUUGAUUGUGAUCAUGCUUGUGGGUACGUAAUAAUCUCGACUGUAGUUAGUGAAAAGCAUUUUUUUUAGGUUCUCGAAUGAUAAUUGCUGUACAUAAAUUUCUCCUAUUAAAAGCAUUCUAGUUUAAACGGUAACAAAUAAAUGCUCAUCUGCAUUUUUGUAUAUGUUAUUUCGACAAUACAUAAAUUCUUU
Cylas formicarius (sweet potato weevil) is the source of this 4071-nucleotide messenger RNA. Its product is annotated as solute carrier family 66 member 2. Bases 110 to 859 code for a protein of 249 amino acids. Gene Ontology annotation, cellular component: endosome; trans-Golgi network. Gene Ontology annotation, biological process: retrograde transport, endosome to Golgi; phospholipid translocation. The record is from RefSeq and is a predicted model, not a curated record. NCBI's taxonomy places the organism in Eukaryota, Metazoa, Arthropoda, Insecta, Coleoptera, Brentidae. The transcript is spliced from 4 exons.